Molecule: messenger RNA, 404 nt
Organism: Heteronotia binoei (common prickly gecko)
Lineage: Eukaryota; Metazoa; Chordata; Lepidosauria; Squamata; Gekkonidae
Product: focal adhesion kinase 1-like
Exons: 2
Coding region: 36-401 (121 amino acids)
Cellular component (GO): cytoskeleton
Source: RefSeq, a predicted model, not a curated record
CAGAAUAUGACAGAUACCUAGCAUCCAGCAAAAGCAUGGCAGCAGCUUACCUAGAUCCAAACUUGAAUCACACUCCAAGUUCAAGCACAAAGACGCAUCUCAGUACUGGGAUGGAGCGUUCCCCAGGGGCCAUGGAACGAGUCCUAAAGGUUUUCCAUUACUUUGAAAACAACAGCGAGCCAGCAACAUGGGCGAGCAUUAUACGUCACGGGGACGCCACAGAUGUUUGGGGCAUAAUCCAGAAAAUAGUGGAUAGUCACAAAGUUAAGAAUGUAGCCUGUUAUGGUUUGCGUCUCAGUCACCUGCAGUCAGAAGAAGUUCAUUGGCUGCAUCCAGACAUGGGAGUGUCCAAUGUGAGAGAGAAAUUUGAACUAAGUCAUGCUCCAGAGGAAUGGAAGUAAGAU